CAAGGUGGAAAAGGAAGCACACAAAAACUUGGACGAGCUGGAAGAGAGAUUACACAAGGAAUUGGAUGAGAAGGGUCACCAGAUACAGGAACUGGACGAGAAGGGUCAGAAUGUACAUGAAGAACUAGAUAAGAAGAGCCCACAAAUACAUGAAGAACUGGACCCUAAGGAACGUGGGACACAGGGGCUGGAUAAAAAAGAGCCAAAUUCACGCAGGGAUGUGCAUGGAAAGGACCAGGACCGCCAGACUUCGAGUCGCAGCGCCCGCAGUGGGGACCCGCAGCGGGACGCGGUCUCCGCAGCCCGAACCUUAAGCGGGAUGUCGGUGGUGGGCAUUGAUCUCGGCUUCCUCAACUGCUACAUCGCCGUAGCGAGGAGCGGCGGCAUCGAGACCAUCGCCAACGAGUACAGCGACAGGUGCACGCCGGCCUGUAUAUCUUUGGGAUCCAGAACUCGAGCCAUUGGAAAUGCAGCUAAGAGCCAGAUAGUCACAAAUGUAAGAAAUACAAUUCAUGGCUUCAAAAAGCUUCAUGGGCGAUCAUUUGAUGACCCCAUUGUGCAAACAGAGAGGAUCAGGCUUCCGUAUGAGCUGCAGAAGAUGCCUAAUGGAAGUGCAGGCGUUAAGGUGCGGUACCUGGAAGAAGAGCGGCCCUUUGCAAUUGAGCAAGUCACUGGGAUGUUGCUGGCUAAGCUUAAAGAGACCUCAGAAAAUGCUCUGAAGAAGCCAGUGGCUGACUGUGUGAUCUCGAUCCCGAGCUUUUUCACCGAUGCAGAGAGAAGAUCCGUGAUGGCCGCAGCCCAGGUUGCAGGCCUAAACUGUCUGAGGCUGAUGAAUGAAACCACUGCAGUUGCACUGGCAUAUGGAAUUUAUAAGCAGGAUCUUCCCUCAUUAGAUGAGAAACCAAGGAAUGUUGUGUUUAUCGACAUGGGACAUUCUGCCUACCAGGUCUCUGUUUGUGCUUUUAACAAAGGAAAACUGAAAGUGUUGGCUACUACCUUUGACCCAUAUUUGGGUGGUAGGAACUUUGAUGAGGCUUUAGUAGACUACUUCUGUGAUGAAUUCAAGACCAAAUAUAAGAUAAAUGUCAAAGAGAACUCUCGGGCCUUGUUGCGACUGUAUCAGGAGUGUGAAAAACUAAAGAAGCUGAUGAGUGCAAAUGCGUCAGAUCUUCCCCUAAACAUCGAGUGUUUCAUGAAUGACCUUGAUGUUUCUAGUAAGAUGAACAGGGCUCAAUUUGAGCAGUUGUGUGCUUCCCUCUUGGCCAGGGUUGAACCACCUUUAAAAUCAGUAAUGGAUCAAGCUAACUUACAACGUGAAGACAUAAACAGCAUAGAAAUUGUGGGAGGGGCCACACGGAUUCCGGCAGUCAAGGAGCAGGUGACUAGGUUCUUUCUGAAAGACAUCAGUACCACCCUGAAUGCUGAUGAAGCCGUCGCCCGAGGAUGUGCGUUGCAGUGUGCGAUUCUCUCACCAGCAUUUAAAGUACGUGAAUUUUCCAUAACUGACCUUGUUCCCUACUCAGUCACAUUAAGGUGGAAGACUUCUUUUGAAGAAGGGACUGGGGAAUGUGAAGUCUUCUCUAAGAACCACCCGGCCCCAUUCUCAAAGGUCAUAACUUUCCACAAGAAGGAACCAUUUGAACUAGAAGCAUUUUAUACUAAUUUGCAUGAAGUGCCUUAUCCUGAUCCAAGAAUUGGAAACUUCACUAUUCAGAAUGUUUUCCCACAGUCUGAUGGUGACAGUUCUAAAGUAAAAGUUAAAGUUCGUAUUAAUAUCCAUGGAAUCUUCAGUGUGGCCAGUGCGUCAGUAAUUGAGAAGCAGAAUCUGGAAGGAGAUCAUAACGAUGCCACUAUGGAAACUGAAGCUCCUAAGAGUGAAGGCAAAGAGGAUGUGGACAAAAUGCAGGUUGACCAAGAAGAAGGAGGUCAUCAGAAAUGUCAUGCUGAGCAUACCCCAGAAGAAGAGAUCGACCACACCGGGGCCAAAGCAAAGGUACCUCUUUCAGAUAAGCAAGAUCGCAUAAAUCAAACUAUUAAAAAAGGGAAAAUCAAGAGUAUUGAUCUACCUAUCCAGAGUAGCCUGUACAGACAGCUGACUCAAGACCUUCUCAAUAGUUACAUUGAAAAUGAGGGGAAGAUGAUAAUGCAGGAUAAAUUAGAGAAAGAAAGAAAUGAUGCUAAAAAUGCUGUUGAAGAAUACGUCUAUGAUUUCAGAGACAAAUUGGGCACUGUCUACGAAAAGUUCAUCACUCCAGAAGACAUGAAUAAGCUGUCUGCAAUGUUAGAAGACACAGAAAAUUGGCUUUAUGAAGAAGGAGAAGACCAGCCUAAACAAGUUUAUGUGGAUAGGCUUCAGGAAUUAAAGAAAUAUGGCCAGCCCAUUCAAAUGAAGUACGUGGAGCAUGAAGAGAGACCAAAAGCUUUAAAUGACUUGGGGAAAAAGAUUCAGCUUGUCCUGAAAGUGAUAGAAGCACACAGAAACAAGGAUGAAAGAUAUGAUCAUCUGGAUCCUGCAGAAAUGGAGAGAGUUGAAAAGUACAUCAGUGACUCCAUGAACUGGCUAAACAGUAAGAUGAAUGCACAGAAUAAAUUAAGUCUCACUCAAGAUCCCGUGGUAAAAGUGUCAGAAAUAGUUACAAAGUCAAAGGAACUGGAUAAUUUCUGUAACCCCAUCGUUUAUAAGCCCAAACCAAAAGUAGAAGCUCCUGAAGACAAAGCAAAAACUGGUAGUGAGCACAAUGGACCAAUGGACGGACAGAGUGGCUCAGAGACCAGCCCAGAUCCACCCAAAGGAAGCUCGCAGCACACCGACUCCGGAGAGAUGGAAGUGGACUAAGUGUCAUGUUAUCCAAGCAGUGGGUUAACUAAAGGGCCCAUUCAUCCUUUAUGCCCGGUACACACAACAUAUGUUCAGUUGUUCUUAACUACUUUUGUCAUUUGUUUUUUGGAGUAGUUUUGAAAAGUGUCUAUAUUGAGUGCACUAUUGCUGUCCAUUGCUGCUGUGAAGCCUUAGCUGAAUAUAGAUGUACAAAUCAGUUUGAGCUCUCCUUACAUACUUUGUGUCAGUAUGCAGGACUGCUAUGUACUCGGCAACCAUCCACUGUAGUCACAGCUUCUACUUGCAUAGCCCUCAGCUCCUCGAUGCAGGAAGGGGGCACUGCAUUGCUCUUUUGUUGCAGAGGCAGGGGAUAACUGCAUUAUUAUUGUGAAACAAACCGAAGAUGUGGUUUAGAGCCAGCAGCACUGACCCUUUCCUAGUUUCCCUAAUGCUAUCACUUCAAUAUUAAAACAAAUGGGAGGUUCUGACAUCCUAGACCAUCUCACUGACGCGCCACCAGGAAUCCAGUCUUGUCAUCACAUAAAUAAUCUAAAUGACCCUCAGAGAGGGACAGUGCAGUUUGACAUUCGGAUAACACCAGCAUUGGCUGCUUUUGUUGGUAGCAUGGAUUCAUGUUUUCUCAGAGAAACUUUUCACUUGAAACUGUUAUCUACUUGUCCAAAAGACCAGCUGCUGCGACACUAAUGCUAAGCCUAUGGGGAAGCACUGUUGACCUGCUCAGGUGCACAUCUGUGAUGCCGACAGACUUGGUUCAGUUUUUAUAGUUGUGUUGGUUUUCUUAAUUGAUUUUUGUUAAUAAUACCUUAAUCCGGGGUAGGGAGCCGUUGCACAAUGCAUUGCAUUAUAUAUACCUAUCACUGAUUUAAUGUUCCAAUGUAGAUAGACACUAUUAAAUAAGCAGUAAUUCCUUGAAAGGAGUACCUGUACCGAGUCCUAGGAAAUAAUGCUUGUAAUAAACUGUGUUACAUCAA
This is a messenger RNA of Mus caroli (Ryukyu mouse), 3810 nucleotides long. RefSeq names its product heat shock protein family A (Hsp70) member 4 like (gene Hspa4l). The record is from RefSeq and is a predicted model, not a curated record. Gene Ontology annotation, cellular component: cytosol; nucleus. Gene Ontology annotation, molecular function: ATP-dependent protein folding chaperone; ATP binding. Gene Ontology annotation, biological process: protein folding. Lineage: Eukaryota; Metazoa; Chordata; Mammalia; Rodentia; Muridae.